This is a messenger RNA of Aegilops tauschii subsp. strangulata, 2706 nucleotides long. Its product is annotated as heterogeneous nuclear ribonucleoprotein 1. NCBI's taxonomy places the organism in Eukaryota, Viridiplantae, Streptophyta, Magnoliopsida, Poales, Poaceae. The record is from RefSeq and is a predicted model, not a curated record. Gene Ontology annotation, biological process: regulation of translation. Gene Ontology annotation, molecular function: mRNA binding.
UGCGAUUAUCCGCGUCACCCCACCGGCCCCCGCCCCCGCUGCUGCUUUCCCAAUCGAGCCGAGCACCGCGAUUCCAGGCCAGCGGAAACCGAUUAAAAAAGGCAACCCCCCCUCCGUCCGCGCAAAAGUAAAAAACAACAACCGCAUCGCAGCGCAGCGCAGCGUAGCACCGAGCGAGCGGAGGGGGGGAGGGAGAGAGGAGCGAGCAAAGGUUCGAUAAAAAGGAGAGGAGGAGACGAAGCGUCCAAGCCCAAGUAACAUCCCCACCUCCCCUUCCUCCCCUCCCUUUCCCAUCUCCCCGGCCGCAUCGAGAUCUUGGCUGGCACCGCCGGAGAUCGCGAGGAGCGGCCCCGCGGCUCCCCCGAUCCCACCUCCUCCUCCUCCGCCGCCGCCGACCGCCGCCGCCGACCGCCGAUCGGUGAGUCGCCCGAUCCGCCCCGGCUAGCUCCGCCCCGCUCCGCCCUGCGCCGAUCGCCGCCGGAUCGGCCGGAUCUGGGGUAGGAGGGGAGGGGAGGACGCGAUGGAGGCCGACUCCGGGAAGCUCUUCGUCGGCGGCAUCUCCUGGGAGACGGACGAGGACCGCCUCCGUGAAUACUUUGGCCGCUUCGGCGAGGUCACCGAGGCUGUCAUCAUGCGGGACCGCAACACCGGCCGCGCCCGCGGCUUCGGCUUCAUAGUCUUCGCCGAGGCGGGCGUUGCUGAGCGAGUCACCAUGGACAAGCACAUGAUCGAUGGCCGCAUGGUCGAAGCCAAGAAAGCUGUUCCCAGGGAUGACCAGAGCAUUGCAAGCAAGAACAAUGGCAGCAGCAUAGGCUCGCCUGGGCCAGUCCGUACCAGAAAGAUCUUUGUUGGGGGGCUGGCCUCCAAUGUUACUGAGGUUGAAUUCAGAAGGUAUUUUGAGCAAUUCGGUAUGAUAACAGAUGUGGUUGUCAUGUACGACCACAACACACAGAGGCCCAGGGGCUUUGGCUUCAUCACCUAUGAUUCAGAAGAUGCAGUGGAUAAGGCGCUGCACAAGAACUUCCACGAGCUUAAUGGCAAGAUGGUUGAAGUCAAGAGAGCUGUCCCAAAGGAGCAGUCGCCUGGACCUGUCGCACGCUCACCUGCUGGAGGGCAGAACCUUGCUAUCAGCAGGGUUCACAACUUCUUGAAUGGCUUCAACCAGGGAUAUAGCCCAAACCCGAUAGGAGGUUACGGCAUGAGAGUGGAUGGAAGGUUUGGGCUGCUUUCAGGUGCACGAAAUGGGUUUUCUUCAUUUGGCCCCAGUUAUGGAAUGGGCAUGAAUGUUGAAACUGGGAUGAAUGCGAAUUUUGGUGCAAACUCUAGUUUCCUCAAUAACUCAAAUGGGCGGCAAAUGGGUUCAUACUACAAUGGUGGUUCAAACAGACUAGGCAGCCCUAUUGGGUAUGUUGGUCUGAAUGACGAUUCAGGAUCAAUAUUGAGUUCAAUGGGAAGGAAUGUUUGGGGUAAUGGAAAUGUCAACUACCAGAACAGCCCUGCAAACAUGAGUUCUUUUGUACCAUCUGGAAGUGGGAGUCAAGUUGGUAUUACUGGCGACAGUAUAAAUUGGGGAGGUCCUUCUGCCCAUGGGAUGGGAAGCAUUUCAAGCCUUGGGUCUAACAUUGGCCGUGGGGCUGGAGAUAACUUUGGUUUGCCGUCUGGCGGCUAUGGAAGGAGCAACCCAACUGGCACCAUUGGUGAACCUUUUUCUGCAUCAGCCAAUGCAUAUGAAAUGAACAACAUAGAUACAUAUGGCAACAACUCUAUUUAUGGUGACUCAACCUGGAGGUUCACGUCAUCUGAGAUAGAUAUUCCUCCUUUUGAUAAUGAUCUUGGAAAUAUCGAUCCAGAUAUCAAAUCGAACAUGCCAGCAAGUUACAUGGGCAACUAUACUGUUAAUAAUAAUCAGACAAGCAGAGGUCAGUAUCUGCUUCAACAUUUUGCUAUCAGUUACACAUGAAUUUCCCAUCUUUUUUUUGAAAGUUAAAGGUGCUGCAUAACUCAGCUAUUCAAAACAUAGAACGGAUAUUUAAAUAGAGCAAUUGAUCUACCCAUUCAGUUUAUUAGAACCAUUACACCUGCAUAUCUAUGCUUUUGGAAAGGAAAAAUGUUGCAUAAUUGCAUGCUAUAUGCUUAAUCAGUUGAUGCUAGAGCAUAAUCAAUAGACCUUUCUUGGGGCUUACAUCAGAUUUGACUGGUAUGUCAGUGGAUUGAACUUGAAGGAAUUGUCUUGUAAUUAUAUUGUGGUAGUAUACGUAUCACAUUUAACUGACACAACAUUGGGUACUAUCUGACUGCUUUCGCUGUAAUGAAAGCACUAUCGAGAGCAACAACUUUUGGACGCAUCAGCUUUAAAUGAUAAUGAAUAGAUCAAAUAGGGAGCACUGCCUUCAUCCAUAACAUUGACCUGGGAUGUGCUUCCAUGUAAUGCCUGACAAACAUAAUGGAUUAAGGACCAAUGAUUUGUUUUGCAAUUUUAGUUGUGCCAAGUAAAUCGAUGCAAUGAUCGGUGUAGGAUGUAUUCAGUAUCCUGAUUUGUUUAGUUCCUGUAUCUAUUCUAUGAUCUUUGACAUAAUACUAGGACAAAUUUUGUGACCAGCUCUUCCAUAAGUAAAAUUGAGAUUUGCUACAACCUUGUUAUUGUAGUGCCAUCCUGAAGUUGAGGGUAAAUGAUAGCAUUGGAGAUGUGUAAUGCAUGUGCCUGAA